Molecule: messenger RNA, 1505 nt
Organism: Choloepus didactylus (southern two-toed sloth)
Lineage: Eukaryota; Metazoa; Chordata; Mammalia; Pilosa; Megalonychidae
Gene: ABI3
Product: ABI family member 3
Exons: 8
Coding region: 150-1241 (363 amino acids)
Biological process (GO): regulation of cell migration
Cellular component (GO): lamellipodium
Molecular function (GO): SH3 domain binding
Source: RefSeq, a predicted model, not a curated record
UGAGCCUCCUGCCCUUUGCAAGCAGGUUUGGGUCUCACUCAGAGGAAACCAAAAGCGGUGAGAGGGAGGGGAGGCAGAGCGACCAAUCAAGGGCAGGGUGAGGCUCAAAACCGGCGGGCUCCCUGGGGAGCCGGCCAGAGGCUGGGGCAAUGGCGGAGCUGCAGCAGCUGCAGGAGUUUGAGAUCCCCACGGGCCGAGAGGCUCUGCGGGGCAACCACAGCGCCCUGCUGCGGGUCGCCGACUACUGCGAGGACAACUACGUGCAGGCCACAGACAAGCGGAAGGCACUGGAGGAGACCAUGGCCUUCACCACCCAGGCACUGGCCAGCGUGGCCUACCAGGUGGGCAACCUGGCCGGGCACACUCUGCGCCUGCUGGACCUGCAGGCAGCCGGACUGCGGCAGGUGGAAGCCCGUGUGAGCACUCUGGGCCAGAUGGUGAACAUGCACAUGGAGAAGGUAGCCCGCCGGGAGAUUGGUACCUUGGCCACCGUCCAGAGGCUGCACCCCGGCCAGAAGGUCAUUGCUCCUGAGAGCCUACCCCCGCUCACGUCCUACUACAGGAAACCCCUCAACUUUGGUUGCCUGGAUGACAUUGGCCAUGGGAUCAAGGACCUGAGCACGCAGCUGUCGCGGACCGGGACCCUGUCUCGCAAGAGCAUCAAGGCACCUGCCACCCCCGCCUCUGCCACGCUGGGGAGACCGCCCCGGAUCCCCGAGCCCGUGCAUCUCCCGGUGGUGCCCGACGGCAAACUCUCCGCCGCCUCCUCCGCCUCCUCCCUGACCUCGGCGGGCGCGGAAGGUGUCGGCGGGGUCUCCACCCCCAAAGGGCAGGAGGCCCCCCCCCCCCCACCUCUUCCUGACUCCACGGUCCCGCUCCCCCCACUGGCCACCGAAGUGUUCCUGCUGCCCCCUCCUCCGGAGGAGCUGUCUCCACCGGUCCCAGAGCUGCCCCUGCCCCUGGAUCUGCCCCCACCUCCACCCCUGGAUGUAGAUGAAUUGGGGCUGCCGCCUCCACCACCCCCAGGCUUUGGCCUCGAUGAGCCCAGCUGGGUCCCUGCUACAUACUUGGAGAAAGUUGUGACACUGUACCCGUAUACCCGCCAGAAGGACAACGAGCUCUCCUUCUCUGAGGGCACUGUCAUCUGCAUCACCCGCCGCUACUCCGAUGGCUGGUGUGAGGGCGUCAGCUCGGAAGGGACUGGAUUCUUCCCCGGGAACUAUGUGCAGCCAAGCUGCUGACCACUCCCCCAGCCUUCCAUCUAGGCUCUGCUCUGUGAAAGCAUCUUGAGCUCCAGGCCAAAGCCAGCUCCACCACCACAGCUGGACUAGGCUCGUGCACCACUGGCAGGGAGGAAAGGAGUCCUGGGCAGAGAGGGGAGGUACCCAGAGGCCUGCUGCUAACAGGCAAGAACUGGUUCUCUUGUCUGCAGGGGACCCCUACUCAAGGCAGGGCAGGGUCUCCAGCAGCAAGUGCCAACUUUGAAUAAAACCCUAGUGACUUCC